AUGCAAGAGAUUGCGGUCGCAUCGGUCGAGACAGCUAUCGAGGACCUCCGUGCUGACGCGUGGCUCAGCAAGUACGAACGCUCGGACGGAGGACUUCGCGCGUGGCUUGAUGCAGCGUUGUUGCCUGGCGGAGCAAUGCUGUAUGGAGAUCCGGACAUCGAAAAUAAUAACAAAGCGAAGGAGUUCAUGCAGUCGUCCUUCGUGCUCGCCACCAUGGAACACCACGCGUCCUGGACCAAGGGUGCGCUCUGGCCUCGCAGGGAGGAUCGCCCAUACCCAGUUGGAGCUCUCGCACUGGCACUGGCUGCUAUCGAGCGAGCAUUCAGGUAUCACUCUUUACAGUCCCCAAACGGGAAAGGCACGGCGAUGCCUGCUUUCUCAAAGGUCAAGGCCAGCUCUCUGACGACGAAGUGGAUGCGCACAGCAGUCGCAGACCUGCUCGAAAUGUCCGAGUCGUUUGACCGGCUUGUUGAGGCAGCGGACGAGCUCGCGGGAGUUGAGGGUGAUGAUGGGCAGGAUGAGGACGACACCAUUCCUAUCAACCCCAUGUACCGUCGCCAGCGCACUCAUUCCCCCAUUCGCAAGUAG
Epithele typhae is the source of this 588-nucleotide messenger RNA. RefSeq lists its product as uncharacterized. The record is from RefSeq and is a predicted model, not a curated record. NCBI's taxonomy places the organism in Eukaryota, Fungi, Basidiomycota, Agaricomycetes, Polyporales, Epitheliaceae. Bases 1 to 588 code for a protein of 195 amino acids. The transcript is spliced from 3 exons.